Penicillium salamii is the source of this 864-nucleotide messenger RNA. Lineage: Eukaryota; Fungi; Ascomycota; Eurotiomycetes; Eurotiales; Aspergillaceae. The record is from the annotation of a GenBank genome assembly.
AUGCCUUCUCAACGGCGACUACGACUGGCAGUCGUGGCAGUGAUUACGAUCCUGUUCCUGACAUUCUACUACUCCGGCGAAGCCAGCAAAAUCCAAAACCAAAAGUUCUAUCGAUCAACGGUCGAUGCCAUGAAAGCCAAGGAGGCAAAUCACGCCAAGACACAAGAGAAGAUUCAGAAUGCUAUGCACGCACCAGGAGGGUCGGGGGCUGGGACUGGCGCUGGCGCUGGAGCUGUAGCUGGAAACGGAGCCGGAGAUGGAACCCACGACGCCCCGGCGCCGAAAGUCGCUAUUCCGCCCGCAAACGACGAAACCGAGGAGAUCCCCAUCGCAGGACGGACGAAGAUGACCGUUCCAAAGAAAGGGACAGAAGUGAAGGAAGGAGGCGAAAGCGCUCAGAGUGAAGAAGACAAGGAGCGCGAAAUCAAGGAACAGAAAGAAGCUGAUGCCAAGAGCGAGUUGAAUGAUAUUCUCAAGAGAGCUCCUGGUAUGAUGGAUCCUGGCACCACGAAAGACACUACGAAAGAGGCGCUAACACACAUGACAGUUAUCAUCUUUUCCAAAUCCUACUGCCCGCACAGCAAGAGAGCCAAGACGAUUUUGCUGGAGCACUACGCUAUCCAGCCCAAGCCUUUCGUGGUGGAAUUGGAUCAACACCCGCUUGGUCCGUAUUUGCAGGCUUUGCUGGGUCAGAAGACGGGACGUCGCACUGUGCCGAAUGUGCUGGUGAGUGGGAAGAGUAUUGGUGGGGGAGAUGAUGUUGCGGCUUUGGAACAAAGCGACGAGCUGGCUUCGACGCUGAAAUCACUGGGUGGGAAGUGGAUCGUGGAUGUUGAACAUCUGGAAGUCGAGAAGGGGCUGUGA